This is a messenger RNA of Peronospora matthiolae, 1371 nucleotides long. NCBI's taxonomy places the organism in Eukaryota, Oomycota, Peronosporomycetes, Peronosporales, Peronosporaceae. The record is from the annotation of a GenBank genome assembly.
AUGGCGAGCGCUUCCAUUGGACGGAAUGAGCACACGGCCAGCCCGGACGACCCUCAGGAGCCCAUAGUCGAUCAGCAGCCAAGAUCCGCUGACGGUAAUUUAAUUUUAUUGAACAGUAGAGGCGAAAAUAAUUUGAGCGACAGAUCUCUCCCGAGUCGAGUGACGCGUGCGUGUGUCAAGCGGCUAGUAGUCACGUCCGACUCGGAGAGCGACAGUUCCAGAUCCCGUGGUGCCAGCAAAGUAAAAGCGAAUGAUGCUGCUGCUUCGAAGUCUGACGACAUCACGAAGGGUAACAGUGGGGAAUUGUUGAAAAGGGAAAUGGAUUCGGAUGACAGCGACGCACCCGGGGAUCACAUUAAUGUCCAAGUAGGAGACUGCGUUAUGCUGGACUCAGGGAAUCCAGAUGACUCCUAUGUUGCGCUAGUAAGCUCAGUCCAGUUCUCACAACGGCAUGACCGAUCUGUAUCCAGCUUUAUGGCCCAGUGGUAUUACAAACCCUAUGAUGUCAAGGAGGAAGUGAAAGCUACGAUCAAGGGUGGCGUUCUGGAAAACGAGGUCUUUCUAUCGCCGCAUAAGGACAGCAACUCCAUCGACGCUGUGAUGGAGAUUUGCCACGUUGUGUCUCCCAAGGAAUACGCUGAUAUCCAAGAUGAAAUCAAGCGCGGGUUCCGUGAACGAGGCAAGACUUACUUUGUGUGCCGCUACAAGUACUAUCCGAACCGAAGCAACAUUAGAAAGGCACUGGAAGCUGUUGAAAAUCGGGCUAUUCGAAAUGGAUUGGGCCGCCUCAAGCCUAACGUCGGUUCCGGCUAUCAAGCAACUGUUCCCAAAUGUGUUGGGGCGGUUUUGAGCGUAGGUAGCUUAGGCGACUGUACCGUUCCGUGGAAAGCACGCGAAGAACCCAGCUUAAGGCCACGACAAGUGUGGUCACCACUUGCCGCUGAAGCGCAAUACCUUGUGUACGUGCAGUUCCGGGGCCUCGUCGAUACGCUCAAGUUCGCGGUCGGUAACAUUGUAAAGACGUAUCGACCAAAUUCGAAGCCCAUGGGACACAAGCGCGGGAUUGUCUUGCAGUACUCCACGUCAGAUUCAGUGCAGAUCUGCGCAUCCACUGGACAGGUGCUCACGGUUUUAAAGAGCGAGCUGUGCUCGCCGCUCACGGAAGACUUGGCGAUGCAGGAAUUGUACCUGUCACGAUUCAACCUAACGCAGGCUGCCUAUGGCUGCUCUAAGACAAUACUUUGUUGUCAGCGUGAGGAAAGGAUGGCUUUCCGAUACGAAGUGGAGUUAAAUGCUAAAGCCGCAGCCGCAGUUGCAACAAAAAGCGAAGGUAGUUUUUACGAAGAGGAUCGUCGAAAGCGUAAGAAGUAG